AUGGGAAACCAAACAUCAGUGUCAGAGUUCAUUCUUGUUGGAUUGACAGAUGAUGCUGAUCUGCAAGCUGUGCUGUUCCUCUUUCUGCUGGUAACUUAUGUCCUAAGCAUCACGGGGAACUUGACCAUCAUUAUUUUGACCCUGCUGGACCAUCGCCUCCAGACUCCUAUGUAUUUCUUCCUCCGGAAUUUUUCUGUUUUGGAAGUAUCUUUCACCUCUGUCUUUGUUCCCAAAAUGCUCAUCAAUAUUGGGACAGGAGACAAGUCAAUCUCCUUUGCUGGUUGUUUCACUCAGUACUUUUUUGCCAUCCUCCUGGGAGCAACAGAGUUUUACCUCUUGGCAGCCAUGUCUUAUGAUCGCUAUGUGGCCAUUUGCAAACCCCUCCAUUACACCACCAUCAUGAACAGGAGACUCUGCUUCCUCCUAGUCAUUUGUCGCUGGUUCUCUGGGUUUUUAGUUGUCAUUGCACCACAUAUAAUGACUGUCCAGCUGCCUUUCUGUGCAUCCAACGUCAUCAAUCAUUAUUGCUGUGACUAUACUGUCUUGUUGCAUUUAGCCUGUUCAGACACACACUUAAUAGAAGUGACUGAGUUUGUUGCUGCUGUAGUUACCCUCAUCUUCACCUUGGUUUUAGUGAUUCUUUCCUACACGUACAUCGUCAGGACAAUUCUGAGACUCCCCUCUGCUCAACAAAGAAAGAAAGCUUUUUCUACAUGUUCCUCCCACAUGGUUGUGGUCUCACUUUCUUAUGGAAGCUGUAUCUUUAUGUACAUAAAUCCCUCUGUUAAGGAUGCAGCAACUUUUAACAAGGGAGUGGCUGUUUUAAACACCUCCGUUGCUCCUCUUUUGAAUCCUUUCAUCUAUACACUAAGGAACAAGCAAGUGAAAACAGCCUUCAGAGAUAUGGUCAGUAAAAUACCAAUUUUUUCAAGAAAAUGA
This is a messenger RNA of Talpa occidentalis (Iberian mole), 939 nucleotides long. RefSeq names its product olfactory receptor 2AP1-like. The transcript has a single exon. Bases 1 to 939 code for a protein of 312 amino acids. Gene Ontology annotation, molecular function: G protein-coupled receptor activity; olfactory receptor activity. The record is from RefSeq and is a predicted model, not a curated record. Lineage: Eukaryota; Metazoa; Chordata; Mammalia; Eulipotyphla; Talpidae. Gene Ontology annotation, cellular component: membrane. Gene Ontology annotation, biological process: G protein-coupled receptor signaling pathway.